AUGGCUAUGAUUCGAGGCGAGACGGCGAUAGGAGAGAGUCGAGACGUUCAAGAUCUCGUUCACCGUAUUCUCGGCGGUCUCCUCGCCCGUAUGGAGAACGUGAACGAUCUCCAAGGAAUAGGAGAGAUCGGUCAACGGAGCGCAGACGCGAGCGUUCACCAAGAGGACGCCAUGAUCGGUCAGGCAGCCCCGAGCCUCGACGGACAGCACGCUCGAAAAGUGGAGAAAGACGCGCAAGUCCGUCUUAUGAAGCAUGAUCAGCAAAAUAACUGGGCGCGGCAUCGGGUAGAAAACGACAAACCACCUCAUUCAGGUGCGAGGGGGCACUCUUCUGGGUAUGGUGGAUGGCAGAGAAACCCUGGCGGUGGGGGUGAUUUCUUCGAAGAACGAAGAAAACGACGAGAGGCAUCCACUGUCAACAUUUGGCCACCCUCUCCACCACCUCCCCGACGAUCGCUCUCUCCCGGUGAGCGACGCCAUAAAGACAGGCAUAGCAGUCGAAGGAGAAAGGACGACCGACGCGACAAGGAUAAGAAGCGGAAACGUAGACGAUCUCGCUCUUCGUCUCCUUCUUCUGAGACUGAUUCGAGCGAGGAAGAGAGGCGGAGAAAGGAGAGGCGAAGAGCUCGAGAUGAGGAACGGGAUCAUCGACGCUCAAGGAGCCAUGAUAAGGAAAGACGACGCUCAAAGUCCAAGACUCCCCUUGAUCGACAUCGUCAUGAACCAGAGGACGACGAAGCCCAGUGGGUGGAAAAGGAACCCGUCUCAAAGAGCAUGCCCCCGCCUCCGAUACCAAACAAGGUUGCCGCGCCAAUCGAAAUGGAUGAAGACGAUGAAGACGACGCGAUCGGGCCGAUGCCACCGCAGAAAGCCAAGGACAAGAUUGACGAGCGUGAAUACGGAGGCGCUCUUCUCCGUGGCGAGGGUUCGGCCAUGGCAGCCUUUGUGCAAGAGAAUGCACGUAUUCCGCGUCGUGGUGAGAUUGGUUUAUCCUCGAAUGAGAUUGCGGCGUACGAGAAUGUGGGCUAUGUGAUGAGUGGCAGCCGACAUCGUAGGAUGAACGCUGUCCGAAUGCGCAAGGAGAACCAGGUCAUUAGUGCCGAGGAGAAGAGGAGCAUUCUCAAGCUGCAGAAAGAGGAAAAGCAGCGCCGGGAGGAGCUCCUGAAAGCAGAGUUUAAAGAACUUGUCGAAGAGCAGCUGGGGAGCAUUGGGGCUGCCAAAAAGUAG
Serendipita indica DSM 11827 is the source of this 1227-nucleotide messenger RNA. The record is from the annotation of a GenBank genome assembly. NCBI's taxonomy places the organism in Eukaryota, Fungi, Basidiomycota, Agaricomycetes, Sebacinales, Serendipitaceae.